CCUUCAUAAAGAUGAGCUACAAAAAUUUGGAUUAUUCAGAAUUUGAGGACUUGGGUGAGCAGCUCCCGCGGUAUCGGCCCGACUCAAUCGCAGCUUUACGGCGGCUGACAAGGUUCACAGAACCAGAGCUAAAGAGACUCUAUCGAGGGUUCAAAGCAGAAUGCCCAACCGGUGUCGUCCGAGAAGAAACCUUCAAACUUAUUUACUCCCAGUUCUUUCCACAAGGAGCUAAUACCGCUCAAUAUGCACAUUAUGUAUUCAACACAUUGGACCAAGAUAGGAGUGGACUGCUCAGUUUUGAGGAAUUUGUUACUGGUUUAUCGGUGCUAUCGAGAGGAACAAUAGAAGAGAAGCUGCAGUGGACCUUCUCGCUUUACGAUAUCAACGGAGAUGGAUAUAUAACGAAGGAAGAAAUGACUGAAAUAGUAACCGCGAUUUAUGAUCUAAUGGGCAAGAUCGUGGAACCAAUGAUAGACGACGAUGCCAUUCGAGAAAAAGUUGAAAGAUUGUUUCAAAAAAUGGACUUAAAUCGUGACGGGGUCCUUACACUUGACGAGUUUUUGGACUGCUGUUUACGCGACGAAGAUAUAAUUCGCUCAAUGGGAGUGUUUGACAGCACCUUCUGACGCCCUGCCUCAAGGCGACCGAGACGCCGCGCGUGCUAAACCAUCAUAAUAAUAGGCCCGGUUUUUUUAUUAACCCUAAUUGAUUACGAGUUCUGUAAAAUCUCAGGAAGUCAACGUGUCGUAGUUAGUACCGAAUAUAGUGAAUUAAUGUAUUCCUUCAAUUUCGAUGUCAUAAUGAAUGUAAGUAGUUUUACGGAAAUUAUAUUGAAAAAUAUUUUUGUAACAAUAAAGUAGAAUGAAUGUCGUGAAAUGUUCAAAUUUUCCAAAUAAAUUCUUCUUUCGAACUAUUACACUUUUAAUGCCUAGGAAAAAUUGUCUCUCGUAGUUUAUCAACCUAUUGUAGGGCAUCUUUAAGAGAGCUUAUCAUAAGAAUUUCUUCAACUAAUCCCUGAUAUUUAAAGAUGUCGAAACGCUUUUUGGAUUUCUACGAACAUGUUUUCAUUUCGCAUAUAGAUACUUGCGUCUACUGUUUCUAGCUAACCUCUCUCUUUUAAAUUAUUCCGGCCAUUUUUUCGUAGAUAAUAUGUAAUGAAGAUAUUUCUAAAUAUAUUAUUAUAUACCUGUCUUGUUUGGAAUAAAUCGUAUCAUACAUCAGCGCCUCUUUAGGUUCCAAUAGCGAUACCUAUCCAGAUGUUUUUGUAUGGAAGUUCGGUUUAGUUCUAUCAAUAUCCGUAGCGCUGUAGUCGUAUCCACGCGAAAAUAAAUAAUUAUUGUGAUCGCUAUAAGAAGUGACAGAGUAAUCCCAAGUCCAUGACUUUGUUAUGUAAAUUUGGUUGAUAAUAAACUGUAGCAGCAUUAGUCUUUCAUUUAAAACCACAAAAAUCUUUUGUGUUAUAAAUUACAAAUCAUUUCCUUAAAAAGUGUUAAAUGGAAUAAUGCCGGAUAUGGUAAAGUUAUUUUAUUGUGAACUUACACAAUUGUAACAUUACAAGAACUGAAGUUUAUUUAAUUAAUGUAAUGUGUAAUAGAUAAUCAAGGACAGUGCAAUUCGUUCAGCGCUCCCUGGGACUCUUUGUCAACAUUGAAUAAUCGCAAUACAAACCUUUGAAUUCGUUGUCUGUAGUAUUGGAAAAUUUACCAUCCACUCAUACCCUAUUUAAUAAAUUGUGGAAUCUGCAAUUAUUGUAAAUAUACUCGGGUGUAAAUAUUUGAUCUAGACGUAAAUGUAUAUUUUCAUAGUGGGUGUUAAAAGGAACCAAAUAAAUAGAGUAAAAUAAACAAUGUUAUAAAAUACUUAAAUAUAAACAUGUAAUUUUUACGUAGUUAGGUGUGACACAAGAAACACAUCGACCACCCUUGGCUGAUUAGUAAUUAUCGUCAUUCCUAUAUUGCAGUUGGUACCUUCUAUUUUAUUCAGAUUCGUUUGUCACUUAUUCUAUAAAUAAACCUUCCGAUGGUCGAGCUUAAAAUAUCGUCUUCCCAAAGUAAACUACUUAUUUGCAAAGAAAGCCCAUUCCUACUUAUUUGUUGCUUUAUAGUAUUUAUAUGGCUAGAUUAAAACAAGUCUUAUGAUAAAUUAAAAAAUAAAGUUGGUCCUAAGAAGUUACGCUAUUUAAAAUAUAGUCUUCUAUAGUUCAAAAGUAAUAAAUGUAAAUAAAUUAUGUACAUUGUAAUUCUAUACCUAUUAUUCGUGCCAAAAAAAAUCUGCGUGAAAAUCUGCUGACUAAUUUGAAUAGAUAGAGUUCAAUAGAUGUUCAUUUAAAAUGGCAGUACAUGGCCUAUAUUGUGCGUUAAUGUCCGGUUACAUUAUUUGUAUAUUCCUAAUAGUUUGAUACUAAUCGUUGUAAGUACAUUGUCAUUGUAAUUAAUACAAAUUUUGUAAAACGGUUUAGAAAAAACAUAUCACAACUAAAAUUGUUCUAAGUCUUACCGAACACCUUCUCUACAAGUAGCACGUUGAUGGAUUUGUAAUAACAUCUUAUUCGUUAUUAACUGUGUAUAAAUAGAUUUAAAAAAAUGGACAUUCUUGAGCACCAUAUUUUCCGAUGUUAAGGAAUUGCUUUUUCUAUUAAAAUACUUGCUAAAUUUUAUUGAAAAUAAUAUUGCCUGAUAUGAAACGUUUACGACGAAACACGCUUUCUCUUCGAUUUUAACAGGCGUUACUUCAUAAUAAAUAAUUGAAAGGGCCGUUUUAAUUAAACAAUUUAAGGAAUACAUUUCACCUAGAUAGAACCUUCCACUUAAAUAAUUAGUAUACGAAAUCCUAAAAGCUGAAGUGUCAUUAUAACUUUUAGAAAUUAAUGUCGUUCCGGUAAAUUCUCGAAAUAGCCAAUAGUAAAAAGCAUAGUAACACUGAGAAAGCCAUCAAUCAUAGUAGUUUCGCCGCUUUCAUUCAUGAGAGCUCUAAGAAUGUUUAAUUAUUAUGUUUUUAACUUUAAAUAUGAUUGAACCUAAGUAUAGAGUAAAAAUAGUUUUUUAGCUAUGUCCAUAAACGGUAAUGCUUUUUACUAUUGACAAAAAUAUAAAAUGUAAUUCAUACUAUAUUCCAAAAUGUUUGUGUGUUGACAUGAAUGUUGUCUAGAGUUGACGUGCAAUUUAAGUAUUUGGAAAUACUAAAUUGUUUAUUUACAAAUUGUAUGUGUAUUUUAUAGAAA
This is a messenger RNA of Pieris brassicae (large cabbage white), 3220 nucleotides long. Its product is annotated as Kv channel-interacting protein 4. The transcript has 5 exons. The record is from RefSeq and is a predicted model, not a curated record. Gene Ontology annotation, molecular function: calcium ion binding. The coding region runs from base 12 to 626 and encodes 204 amino acids. NCBI's taxonomy places the organism in Eukaryota, Metazoa, Arthropoda, Insecta, Lepidoptera, Pieridae.